Messenger RNA from Miniopterus natalensis, 1245 nucleotides. The record is from RefSeq and is a predicted model, not a curated record. NCBI's taxonomy places the organism in Eukaryota, Metazoa, Chordata, Mammalia, Chiroptera, Miniopteridae.
AUGUCAUUUCUCCUGGUUGUGGGGCUCCUGGUGGCUGGGCUCUGCCCCACUGUCCACAGCCUCCCAGAUGGGAUUCUUGACCAGCAGAACAUGACCCAAGAGGACCAUCACAAUGAGGCGCCUGUGGACAACCUCAGACUAGCCUCCAGCAACACCAACUUUGCCUUCAGCCUCUACAAGCAGUUGGCUUUGAAGAAUCCCAAUAAGAAUGUCAUCUUUUCCCCGAUGAGCAUCUCCAUCGCCUUGGCCUUCCUGUCCCUGGGGGCCAGGGACACCACCCGGACCGAGAUCCUCAAAGGCCUCAAGUUCAACCUCAAGGAGAUCUCAGAGAUGGAAAUCCACCAGGGCUUCCAGCACCUCCUGCGAACCCUCAGCCAACCCAGCAGCCAGCUGCAGCUGAGUGUGGGCAAUGCCAUGUUCGCCAAUGAGCAGCUGAAGCUAUGGGACCAGUUCAGGAAUGAUGCCAAGGCACUGUACGCCUCUGAGGCUUUCUCCACCAACUUCCAGAAUUCCACCGCUGCCAAGAAGCUCAUCAACGACUAUGUGAGGGAGAAAACCCAGGGGAAAAUUGUGGAUCUGAUCAGCCACCUUGACUCAAGCACCGCGAUGGUCCUGGUGAAUUACAUCUUCUUUAAAGCCAAGUGGGAGACGCCCUUUGACCCCCACGAUACUUUCCAGUCCAAGUUCUACGUGAGUAAGGGGCGGUCAGUGAAGGUGCCCAUGAUGAGCUUUGAGGACCUGGCCGCGCCCUACUUCAGGGGCGAGGCGCUGGGCUGCGCGGUGGUGGAGCUGGGGCACGCCGGCCGCCACAGCGCGCUCCUCGUCCUCCCGGACAGGGGCCGCACGCNCUGCCCCAGCGCACUGAUGCUCACAUUUAUCUUUCUCGUCUCCAGAAAAUCGAUAGAACUCUACCUGCCCAAGUUCUCCAUCUCCAGCCGCUAUAAUCUGGAAGCCAUCCUCCCCAAGCUGCGCAUAAGGAAAAUCUUCACCAAAAAGGCCGACCUGUCAGGAGUCACAGGGUCCAAGAACCUGACGGUCUCUCAGGUGGUCCACAAGACCCUGAUUAAAGUGGCCGAGACAGGCACGGAGGCAGCUGCUGCCACGGGGAUCAAAGUUAUUGUCAAGUCCAUAAAAAUUCCAACGAUCACUGUGAAGUUCAACAGGCCCUUUCUGUUUUCCAUAGUCUCCAAGGACACCCAGAGCAUCAUCUUCUUUGGCAAAGUCACCAACCCCAAUGAAACUUAG